GUGGGGCCGGCGGAGGGAGGGGCGGGGCCUGGGCCGGGCGCUAGGGCGGCGGAGGCUGCGGGUGCCUUGGGCGCCCGCUUGGCUCUAGGUCGUGUCGGUCUGCUCUGGUCGGGGGCGGCUCACCUCGCAGCCGAGCUGCCGGCCUUCGGGGACUGCAGACAGGCCACAACGCCCGCCCGGAGAAGCGAUGGAUGUCACCAGAGCCAGCUGGGACUCUGCCUGUGUCUGGCGCUCCGUGUAAGCACAGGACCGCCUUGCAGCCCGGCUGGCCCUGCCUGUCAUGGCCACACGGUGGGGACCCAGGGCAACCAGGCCCAGCCCCCAGAGGCUAAGCCAGGCCUCCUGGCUGCGGUCCACAGGGGCGCCCCGGCUCCCAGGCCCCUCUCAGAGCCUCAGCGACUGAUGCCAUGGGAGAAGCCCCUGCCCAGCUGCCCGCUUGCCUGGCGCUGCCCGCUCCGAGACUCAGGCCCUGGGUCCUCCCAGAGGCGGCGUCGCCCCUGUGAGCCUCUCCCCGGGCCCCUGACGCUGAGAAGGCCCUGCCCACCCCCACUAUGUGCGAGGUGAUGCCCACAAUCAACGAGGGGGACCCCCUGGGUCCCCCACACGGCGCCGAUGCUGACGCCAACUUCGAGCAGCUGAUGGUGAACAUGCUGGACGAGCGAGAGAGGCUGCUGGAGUCCCUGCGGGAGAGCCAGGAGACCUUGGCCGCCACGCAGGGCCGGCUCCAAGAUGCACUGCACGAGCGGGACCAGCUCCAGCGCCACCUUAACUCCGCCCUCCCCCAGGAAUUUGCCACCUUAACCCGGGAGCUGAGCAUGUGUCGGGAGCAGCUUCUGGAGCGGGAGGAAGAGAUUUCGGAGCUGAAAGCAGAGCGGAACAACACCAGGCUGCUUCUGGAACAUCUGGAAUGCCUGGUGUCCCGGCAUGAGCGGUCCCUGCGGGUGACCGUGGUGAAGCGCCAGGCGCAGUCGCCUUCGGGCGUGUCCAGCGAGGUGGAGGUGCUGAAGGCCCUCAAGUCGCUGUUUGAGCACCACAAGGCCCUGGAUGAGAAGGUGCGGGAGCGGCUCCGGGCAGCCCUGGAGCGAGUGACGACCUUGGAGGAGCAGCUGGCAGGAGCCCACCAGCAGGUGUCCGCCCUGCAGCAGGGGGCAGGGGUCCGGGAUGGAGCUGCAGAAGAGGAGGGGAUGGCAGACAUGGGGCCGAAGCGCCUGUGGAAGGAUGGCGUGGGCCGGGUGGAGGAGCUGCAGGAGCUCCUGGAGAAGCAGAACUUUGAGCUGAGCCAGGCCCGGGAGCGACUGGUCACCCUGACCGCAACCGUGGCUGAACUUGAGGAGGACCUGGGCACAGCCCGCCGGGACCUCAUCAAGUCGGAGGAGCUGAGCGGCAAGCACCAGCGGGACCUGCGGGAGGCUCUGGCCCAGAAAGAGGACAUGGAGGAGCGAAUCACCACGCUGGAGAAGCGCUACCUGGCUGCUCAGCGGGAGGCCACGUCCAUCCACGACCUCAACGACAAACUGGAAAACGAGCUGGCCAACAAGGAGUCCCUGCACCGCCAGUGUGAGGAGAAGGCCCGGCACCUGCAGGAGCUGCUGGAGGUGGCCGAGCAGAGGCUGCAGCAGACAAUGCGCAAGGCGGAGACGCUGCCAGAAGUGGAGGCUGAGCUGGCCCAGAGGGUUGCAGCCCUCACCAAGGCUGAAGAGCGGCACGGCAACAUCGAGGAACACCUGCGGCAGCUGGAGGGCCAGCUGGAGGAGAAGAACCAGGAGCUGGCCCGGGUGCGCCAGCGGGAGAAGAUGAAUGAGGACCACAACAAGCGGCUGUCCGACACCGUGGACCGGCUCCUGAGCGAGUCCAACGAGCGCCUGCAGCUCCACCUCAAGGAGCGCAUGGCGGCCUUGGAAGAGAAGAACUCGCUGAUCCAGGAGUUGGAGAGCUCCCAGCGGCAGAUUGAGGAACAGCACCACCACAAGGGCCGCCUGUCCGAAGAGAUUGAGAAGCUGCGCCAAGAGGUGGACCAGCUGAAGGGUCGAGGGGGGCCGUUUGUGGAUGGCAUCCACUCCAGGUCACACAUGGGCAGCGCAGCGGACGUGCGCUUCUCCCUGACCACAGCCACCCACGCGCCCCCGGGGCUGCAUCGCCACUACUCGGCGCUGAGGGAAGAGCCGGCCAAGGACUGGGAGCCACCUUCACUUCCAGGGGUGCUGGCCCCCACGGCCACCCCUGCCUUUGACAGUGACCCUGAGAUCUCCGACGUGGAUGAGGAGGAGCCAGGGGGUCUGGUGGGCUCCGUGGACGUCGUCUCCCCCAGCGGCCACUCAGAUGCCCAGACCUUGGCCAUGAUGCUGCAGGAGCAGCUGGAUGCCAUCAACGAGGAGAUCAGGAUGAUCCAGGAGGAGAAGGAGUCCACGGAGCUUCGGGCCGAGGAGAUUGAGACGCGCGUGACCAGUGGCAGCAUGGAGGCCCUGAACCUGACGCAGCUGCGCAAGAGGGGCUCCAUCCCCACCUCUCUGACCGCCCUGUCCCUGGCCAGUGCGUCCCCCCCGCUCAGCGGCCGCUCCACACCCAAGCUCAGCUCCCGCAGCGCUGCCCAGGACCUGGACCGAAUGGGGGUCAUGACCCUGCCCAGUGACCUAAGAAAGCAUAGGAGGAAGCUGCUGUCGCCAGUGUCUCGGGAAGAGAACCGAGAGGAUAAAGCCACCAUAAAAUGUGAGACUUCUCCUCCUUCCUCACCCAGGACGCUGCGGCUGGAGAGGCUGGGCCACCCCGCCCUGAGCCAGGAAGAAGGCAAGAGCGCCUUGGAGGACCAGGGCAGCAACCCCAGCAGCAGCAACAGCAGCCAGGACUCGCUGCACAAGGGCGCCAAGCGCAAGGGCAUCAAGUCGUCCAUCGGCCGCCUGUUUGGGAAGAAGGAGAAGGGCAGGCUGAUCCAGCUGAGUCGGGAUGGAGCCACGGGCCAUGUCCUGCUCACGGACCCCGAGCUCAGCCUGCAGGAACCCAUGGUGCCUGCCAAGCUGGGGACCCAGGCAGAGAAGGACCGGCGGCUGAGGAAAAAACACCAGCUGCUUGAAGAUGCCCGCAGGAAAGGGACGCCCUUCGCCCAGUGGGACGGCCCCACCGUGGUCUCCUGGCUGGAGCUCUGGGUGGGGAUGCCUGCCUGGUACGUGGCAGCCUGCCGGGCCAACGUCAAGAGCGGCGCCAUCAUGUCCGCCUUGUCGGACACGGAGAUCCAGCGGGAGAUCGGCAUCAGCAACGCCCUGCACCGGCUCAAACUGCGGCUGGCCAUCCAGGAGAUGGUGUCCCUGACCAGCCCCUCCGCCCCGCCCACCUCCAGGACGUCUUCUGGGAAUGUCUGGGUCACCCAUGAAGAGAUGGAAACUCUGGCAACAUCCCCUAAAACAGACAGUGAGGAGGGCAGCUGGGCCCAGACCCUGGCCUACGGGGACAUGAACCACGAGUGGAUUGGCAACGAGUGGCUGCCCAGCCUGGGGCUCCCGCAGUACCGGAGCUACUUCAUGGAGUGCCUGGUGGACGCCCGCAUGCUGGACCACCUCACCAAGAAGGACCUGCGGGUGCACCUGAAGAUGGUGGACAGCUUCCAUCGGACCAGUCUGCAGUAUGGCAUCAUGUGUCUGAAGCGGCUCAAUUACGACCGCAAGGAGCUGGAGAAGAGGCGGGAGGAGAGCCAGCACGAGGUCAAGGAUGUGCUGGUCUGGACCAAUGACCAGGUGGUUCACUGGGUCCAGUCCAUCGGACUUCGGGACUACGCCGGGAACCUGCGCGAGAGCGGUGUGCACGGCGCGCUGCUGGCCCUGGACGAGAACUUCGACCACAACACGCUGGCCCUGGUCCUCCAGAUCCCCACGCAGAACACCCAGGCACGCCAGGUGAUGGAGAGAGAAUUCAACAACCUGUUGGCUUUGGGCACAGACCGGAAGCUGGACGAUGGCGAGGACAAGGUGUUCCGCCGCGCGCCCUCCUGGCGGAAGCGCUUCCGGCCGCGGGACCACCACGGCGGCGUGCUCAGCGCCUCGGCGGAGACCCUCCCGGCGGGCUUCCGCGUGUCCACGCUCGGGCCCUUGCAACCCCCGCCGGCGCCGCCCAAGAAGAUCAUGCCCGAAGCCGGGACGGCGGGGGCGCAGAGACUGGAGACCUCCACGGUGCGGACCUACUCCUGCUGACCCCCCAGCCUCCCGCCCCGGGUCUGACGGGGGUGUGCCCGUGGCUCGGGCUCACUCCCACUAUCUCUAUGGACACAUGCUCUCUGCCUUCCGGGACUAGCGGCCGGGGUGUCAUGGACUGGGCCGGCCCUCGCCUCUCCUGCUCCUGCCCCGUCCUCUGCAGCUCCGUCUGGUCCAUGGCAUGCCAUUGCCCCGGAUCUCAGAACAUACCAGUCCACCCCCUUGGCAUCCUGUCACCCCGAGUGCCACCCAAGUCCUUUGUAAGUCUCCAGGGGAUGAGGCUGGGGUCUCCUGGCGGUGUAGAGGCCCUGGGAGUCCCUGCGUGGGACCCUGGAGCACCCGAGGAAGGGCAGCCCCAGAUGGAUGUGACUCCCCCUCUUCUGGACCCAGCCUGGGCUGCAGUGGACCCUGGGCCAGGGAAGGGAGAGGCCUUCUGGGAAAGGACGCCCGGGCUCUGAUCUGCUUGGGCCUUUUGGCCUUGUGGUUCCUGGCCCCUUGGAUGGAGAUGGGGAAGCUCAGAGCCCGCUGCCUGGUGGGUGUAGAGGCAGGCCAGCUGGAGGGAGAGCAGUGGCCCAAGAGGUCAUGGCAGUGAGCCCUGUUGCAGCCGUAGGGGGGGCUCCUAGGGGCUGUUGGGUGUGGAACUUGGCUUUGGGGCAGGACAGGUCUGACCUGGUGCUUGCUGGCUCUGUUCCCAGCGUCCCUCCCCCUCCUCACUUCUUUAGUAAUCGUAGCCCUUCCGAGGGAACCUGAUGCAUGGGUUCCGUAUACAUUGACCCUAAAAUCAGGUGUGGGAGAAAGACGAUCAGACUGCCCUUCUUCAGCCAGUCACGUCCAGGCCCUGGAGGUCCAAAGCUGGUGAGGGCUGCCAUUCCCUUGCUUGUCCCCCAGUUGGGCUCUUGGUGUGUCCGGAAGCCACUGAGCUUGCCCAGCCCCCAUCUGCUCCGUUGCUUUCCCCGUAGCCUGGUGGGAGCCCAAGAGCAUGAGAGGUUCGGGCAGCAGGAAUUCAGUUCCCAGUCAGUCCCCCUGUCUCACCCGCUCCUCGUCCUUCCCAGCAUCCAAGUUCAGGGUCGGUUGGUGGGGCCCAGAGUGAGAGGGGAGCAAGGAGAAACGCCUGGACCAGCGUGGUCUCGCCCACCCCACGGGGCCUGAGCAGCUGGUGUGCAGCACUGCCACCUUGUGCUCCGAGGGGAGACAGAGCACCCUGUGCGGGAGGAACCACGGAGCCUGGGGCUGUGUCAGGGCACUGUGGCCUCUUCCACCUGUCCACGGAGGAGAGGUGGACCACAGAGGGGCCUUGCUCCUAGGCUUGGGUAAGGCAGCCACCUGCCCUUGCCCUUCUCCUGUGUCCUGCCCCGGCUGCCCCAGGCUACUGGGAAGGAGUUGCUGAGAGUAAGUGGAAUGGGGACAGAUGACCCCUGUCCCCGGGCAGUGGCUGCUAAGGGUCCCUGAGACUGGCAGAGGGAAGCGCUAGAUGGCCAUCUGCCCCCAGGUGAGAGAUGAGCCCUGUCUCCGGCCAUCACGUAAGUCAGCAGCAGGGGCAACCGGGUCCGUUUGGGGCCCCUUGGGAGGCACUGCAGGGAAGUUGGCGCCUGCCGGGUGGAGGGUUGCUGCCUCGUGAGUCCCUUGUCUCAUAGUCAAGCUGGUUUUUCCUCUGGAGAGUUGCCAGUGUCCCGAGCCUUCCCCACGGCCUCCCGUGUCUCAUCAGGUCCCUUCCCAGUACUGUAUUAGCUCCGUGCGUCAGGAGUGGGGUGCGGGGGAGAGCGGGGAUGUGUAUGUACCAAUAAACAAACCUGAUUUUAAGACAACAUA
Oryctolagus cuniculus (rabbit) is the source of this 5987-nucleotide messenger RNA. NCBI's taxonomy places the organism in Eukaryota, Metazoa, Chordata, Mammalia, Lagomorpha, Leporidae. The record is from RefSeq and is a predicted model, not a curated record.